ACAACAAACAAAAGAAAAAAACAAGGACGCUGUUUGGCCGGAAAGUGUGGUGGAAAACAUUCUACUGUUAAUCACUAAAAUAAAGAACAUUAAGCUUGCACGAACGAAAUGAAUGCCGCUGCAAUAAAGCGUCCAUCGGACGCACUAGUUCCAGUGACGAAUGCGAAGAAAUCUCGCACCGAUAUCGUUGCGUACACGGCCAAAGAUAAACAGCUACUGGAGCAGAAUGUUGAGCGAACGUCCGGUUUGUUGGGUCCAAUUAUGCUGCUUGAGGGUCAUGGUGGGGAAAUAUUUUCUACAGAAUUCCACCCGGAAGGAGAGCAUCUACUGUCGACCGGAUUUGAUCGUCAAAUUUUUCUGUGGAAAGUGUACGACGAGUGUGACAACGUGGGUGUACUGAGUGGCCACUCGGGCGCAGUAAUGGAAGCACACUUUUCGCCCGACGGUUCCAACAUCUAUACGUGCGCCACCGACAAGGUAGUUGGCGUGUGGGACGUACCAACCUGCACCCGCAUACGCAAACUGAAGGGACACACACACUUCGUCAACAGUUGCAGCGGUGCACGCCGCGGACCCACACUGAUCGUGUCCGGAUCGGAUGAUUCGUCGAUCAAAAUAUGGGACGCCCGGAAAAGGCACGUCGUCAGCACGUUCGACAACGCGUACCAGGUGACGGCUGUGUGCUUUAACGAUACAGCCGAACAGGUCGUCUCGGGUGGGAUCGAUAAUGAGAUUAAGGUUUGGGAUAUACGCAAAAAGGAGAUUGUGUAUCGUCUGCGGGGCCAUACGGACACGGUCACGGGGCUGUCGCUGUCGCCGGAUGGUUCGUACGUGCUUAGCAAUUCGAUGGACAACACGUUGCGCAUCUGGGACAUUCGUCCGUACGUACCGGGCGAGCGAUGCGUGAAGGUGUUCACAGGCCAUCAGCACAAUUUCGAGAAGAAUCUGCUACGAUGCGCCUGGUCUCCGGAUGGGUUGAAGAUCAGUGCCGGGUCGGCGGAUAGGUUCGUGUACAUCUGGGACACAACAUCGCGUCGCAUUCUGUACAAGCUGCCGGGCCAUAAUGGUAGCGUGAAUGAUAUCGAUUUCCAUCCCACGGAACCGAUCAUCGUGUCGGGCUCGAGCGAUAAAACGCUGUACCUCGGCGAGAUAGAGGCUUAAGGCCCUGUGUGUCCGUUCUUCAAAUAUAUUCAAAGCAAUUUCUCUGCGUCUGAAAAGCUAAA
Anopheles stephensi (Asian malaria mosquito) is the source of this 1223-nucleotide messenger RNA. Its product is annotated as U5 small nuclear ribonucleoprotein 40 kDa protein. Gene Ontology annotation, cellular component: catalytic step 2 spliceosome. The coding region runs from base 109 to 1161 and encodes 350 amino acids. The transcript has 3 exons. The record is from RefSeq and is a predicted model, not a curated record. Lineage: Eukaryota; Metazoa; Arthropoda; Insecta; Diptera; Culicidae. Gene Ontology annotation, molecular function: RNA binding; protein binding.